This is a messenger RNA of Mytilus californianus (California mussel), 4295 nucleotides long. Its product is annotated as polycystic kidney disease protein 1-like 2. Gene Ontology annotation, biological process: detection of mechanical stimulus. Gene Ontology annotation, cellular component: membrane. The transcript has 12 exons. Bases 1 to 3657 code for a protein of 1218 amino acids. Lineage: Eukaryota; Metazoa; Mollusca; Bivalvia; Mytilida; Mytilidae. Gene Ontology annotation, molecular function: protein binding; calcium channel activity; calcium ion binding. The record is from RefSeq and is a predicted model, not a curated record.
AUGCAAGUUACAGAGGAUGAACAGUCUCAAAAUGUGACACUAUUGUCAAGAAAACGACGUAGUACAGACAAUAUCACUGAUACUCCACCUGACCAUACCACGGCCAACAUCAGUGUUGUUAUAGUAACAACCGGAUGUAGAGUUUAUGACGAGCAAACAGAAUCCUGGGAUCCAAGUGGAUGCUCUGUGUUGCCCUUUUCAUCUUUAAAUGAAACGGUGUGCCGGUGUUCACCUGGGGCUGGAACGCUGUUUGCCUCAACCUUUGCAAUUCCAAAUAUGAUAGAUUUUCAUACAGUGUGGUCUAAAUUUGAUAUAAUGAAUGCUGCAGUAUAUGGUACUCUGAUCGCCGUCAUUGUGUUGUAUUUUAUUAUGUUCUGUAUCCUUAGGAGACUUGAUAAUCGUGAUACCGGUCAGUGUUUACCUACAUUUUUAUUGGACAACGACUUCUUUGAUACCCACUUCUAUAUGAUAUCUGUACAAACAGGGCUGCGAGCAGGGUCAGCUACCUCAUCAAAUGUCAGUUUUAUACUAGGUGGUACAGAUGCGGAUACUGGGGUUAGGUCUCUUAGUGACGGUAUUACUAAGAUACUCAUAACAAACAGCACAAACAAUUUCAUUCUUGCGACACCCGACCCUCUGGGAGAUCUUGUAUAUCUACGUAUAUGGCAUGAUAAUAGUGGUGAGGGGAAACUUCAGUCCUGGUACUUACACAGAGUAGUCAUUACAGACCUACAUACUAAUGACAAAUAUAUAUUUCAGUGUGAUCGAUGGUUUGCAACUGAUAUUGAUGAUGGAAUGGUUGAACGGAUCAUUCCUGUUUUAAAUGAUAUUAAUUCGGGAUUUGAAUCGGCUUUUUCUCAUACAACAAGAAUUAAUGUAACGGAAAACCAUCUUUGGUUAUCUUUGGUACUGAGACCUCCUUACAGUGCGUUUAGUCGUGCUCAGCGUCUGUCUUGUCUGUUGGCAUUGUUGUUACUUGCUAUGAUAUCAAAUGCUAUGUUCUUUCAAACGGAAGCAGAGACAGUGGUGAUGGCCGAUACUGUAAGGCUUGGAAGUUUGUCAUUUUCUUUUAAAACUUUAUAUAUAUCUAUAAUAGGUGCUGUGAUAACUGUACCUCCUAUAUUCUUGUUCACAUAUUUAUUCCGAAAUACGCGACGACAUCAACGACAAUUAAAGAAAGAACCAACUAUUAUAACAAGCAAUCCAAAGCUGGCGGCCAUCAAUCAGGAGAAAAAUCAGUCUCAUAUAUCGUAUGUCGAUAAACUGAAAACGAUACAAAAGUUACGUCGACGUACCAAUGAGGGAGGAAAGGGUGGUAUUGUCUGUCAUCAACAGGCUAAAUUUCCACCAUGGAUGAGAAAUAUUGCAUGGUUAUUACUAUUUAUUGUUUGUGCGGCAUCAUCAUUCUUUUUGAUUCUGUACAGCAUGGAAUGGGGUAAAUCGAAGUCCGAGGAAUGGUUGACAACUUUCAUUUUAUCGUUUGUAGAAUCGAUCUUAAUCGUCGAUCCAGUUAAGGUGUUUUUGUUGGCUUUUCUAUUGGCACUUAUACUGAGGAAUCAGAAAGAUGACCAGGAACUCCAUGUAGACAUUGAAUCGGUUAGACAGUACUCACACGACAAUGCUGGCCUAAGAACAGAAACACUGAAAGAUUUCAAAAUGGAAAUUUUAUCGAACACUGAUUCUGAGCAAAAAAUGGAAGAAAGAAAGCAGCAACUAAAAAAGGAAAAAACAGCCAAAGACGCUUUCAUGAAAUUUGUCAUUCAUAUAUUAUUUGCCGCUAUAUUGUUCAGUAUAAGUUAUGUAAACAGAGACCAACGAUCAUUUAAUGUAAAGACACACAUCUCAAAUCAACUGUAUACAUCCACGAAUACAAAAUGUGGUUUCUCAAAGGUAACUUCAGCCAAACAGUUUUUGUCAUGGACUAGAGAAGUUUUUGUCCCAGUGCUCUUUCCAACAGCAAAUUAUAAUGGACAGUCCAUCAGUGUUCGAGAUAAAUUUCUAAUGGAUGACUUCACAAGUGCUAAAAUUGGUCUUGUUAGAAUGCGCCAAGUGAGAGUGAAAAGGGAAAAGUGCGACGUUCCUGUUAACAUAGUAGCCGGACAUUUCUGUGGUGGUAAAUUUGAUACCAGCAACGAAGACAAAUCUGAAUACUGUGUUGGUUGUCCAAAAUCACUGACAACAGGUGCCUGGACAUACACAGAAGCUAAGGAUAUCUGGGGCAUUUCAAUUGUUGGACAUUAUAAUACCUACAGUGGGGGUGGUUACAUUCAGAAUCUUCACAACGAGAAAGCUACUACUUUGGCCAUUGUUGAUGAGUUAGUUGAACAUUUUUGGAUCGAUAGACUGACCAGAGCAGUUUUUGUAGAGUUCACACUUUACAAUGCUAACGUAAACCUUUUGUGCUAUUCAAUAUUUUUGGCAGAGUUUUUAGAGACAGGACAUGGGACAAACUGGGUCGAUACACAAUGUUUCAGACCAUCUUUUCUGACUGACGCAACUGGUCUUUUUUCUGUUUUAUUUUAUUGUUUGUUUAUUGUUAUAUUACUUUAUCGAACAAAACUUCUUAUAACUAAUAUGAAAAACCAAAAAUGUUCAUUUUGGAAAGGGUUCUGGAAUGUAAUAGAUGCCUUCAUUUGUUUUCUCGGAUACUCUGGAAUAGCUGCAUGGGUUGGAAAGUUCAUUUACACAAAGAAGGCGUUGAAUCUAUAUUUCAACAAUAAAGAUGUAUUUAUCAAUUUUCAACAUAUUGUUAUCUGGGAAUAUGUCUUCAGCAUAAUACUGGGAUGUCUAGUUUUUAUUUCAACAUUACGAGUAAUGAGUGCGCUAGAAUACAACAAACGAAUGACGGCGCUUGCAGAUACUUUACGUCAUGGCGGAGGUGCAAUUUUUCGGUUUUCUGUCAUAGUUUUUAUUGGUCUUGGAGCAUUUGCUGUUUUGGGGUAUUUGUUAUUUGGUCCUGCUGUUUAUGAAUACAGAAAUAUUUUUGUGACUUUUGGAAGUUUAACAAAUACUCUUAUUGGACGGAAUAGUCUCCACUCAAUGAUAAGGGCGGCUCCAACUUUUGCGGAAGUCUACUUCUUUGUGUAUGCCUUCUUUGUUAUCUUCACUCUGUUGACGAUAUUUGCUGCAGUUCUCAACGACAGUAUAUCGCAUGUCCGACAGGAACAACUACAGCAACCAGAACCUAUUGGAAUACUGAAUGUGAUGAAGAACAGUAUCCGAGAUAUGUUUGGUCUAGUUGGAAUCCACAUUAAACGUACAGACAACAAGGAUAAAAGGAAAGAAGAAUCCAUUCAUGAAAACGCUGUUGAUACUCCAAAUGUAUUGAAACUGAUGAGAGAUGUGAUAACAUUAAAUCUUCAAGAAGAGAGCAAAAACAACAUGUCUUCAAAAAUCGAGUGUUUUAAGAGUUCAAUGGCUUUAUCUAGACAGAAUAUAUUUUUGCCAUAUAAUCCUAGCCGAAGGACAUCACGAGAUAAAGGCAGUAAUGGGGCGACUUAUGUUUCUGGCUAUGAUGAAACUGAUUUUGAAAAGGAAUGCAUACCAAAUACUCCUAGUCAUGAUUACAUGGGUUUCGGCAGCAGGGAUUCACUAACACCAGAUGAAUCUUUACGGGAGAAUACAGCAACACCGCGUGAUAUAGGAAUUAACUUUUAGUACAUUCUACUUCAAAGUUUAUAUGUUUCUUAUUAUUGUUUAGAUCACAGAACAGUAUAUUACAGUUAAUCUAUAUAUCUUGAUUACUACUAGUUCCAAAAUUGAUUAAAUACUAGUAUGUCAAAAAAAAUUGCUAUCAAAAGAGAAAAUGCAAUUACAAGUUUAUUCAUAAAAUGACGAACCACGUGUUCAGUGAUGAUAAUUUGUCUGAAAACUGCAAAAUCCUCCAAAAAGGCAUGCGAUACAUUUUUAUUGGAAUAUACUUUUUUUAACGUACAUAAUUCCGGACUUAAUUAACACCCUAGAAUAAAUCUACGGUAAGAACUUUACACAUCACAAAUAGUUUUUGCAAAAUUUCUAGCUGUAUUUUCAGCAAUAGUCGACAUUUGUUCUCUCACUAUUUCAAUUAAUAUAUAUAUUUUUUAGGAGUUGCCAGUAGUUCUUAAUUGUUACAUUUUUACCUUGUAAAUGGUUCGUCCGUUCAAAAUUGUUUUUACAAAAGUCCCUGGCGAGACAUGUAUUACUUCAAAGUUUUACAUAAUAUUAAGCAUUUUUGUUUGCCGUUUUCUUGUGCUUGUAUGCUUUAUGAAUGUUGUUCAGUAUAUAGCAACUUUACUAAAUAAAUCUUUAGAAUUGAA